Messenger RNA from Formica exsecta, 1207 nucleotides. It is a transcript of the gene Phb1, whose product is annotated as protein l(2)37Cc. The transcript has 4 exons. The record is from RefSeq and is a predicted model, not a curated record. The coding region runs from base 175 to 993 and encodes 272 amino acids. Lineage: Eukaryota; Metazoa; Arthropoda; Insecta; Hymenoptera; Formicidae. Gene Ontology annotation, cellular component: membrane; mitochondrion. Gene Ontology annotation, biological process: mitochondrion organization.
GAUUUAUUACGUAAGAAUGCUCUGUUCUAUAUUAUAAGCAAUUAUUAUCGAGUUUAACUCGAUUUUACACUAAUGGCAUAAGAGGUGGACAUUGAAAUAUGGAAUCGGCGAGACGUGUUCAGUCUAGCCGGUCGACGCGCUACUCCAUUUAGGAAAUAUACCAUAUACUUAAACAUGGCAGUACAAUUUUUCAAUCGAGUGGGUCAGCUUGGUUUGGGCAUAGCUCUUGCAGGUGGUGUCGUUAACUCUGCAUUAUACAAUGUCGAUGGUGGUCAUCGAGCAGUUAUAUUUGAUAGAUUUGCUGGUAUAAAAAAUGCCGUGAUAGGGGAAGGAACACACUUUCUUAUUCCUUGGGUACAAAAGCCAAUUAUUUUUGACAUCCGUUCACGACCGAGGAAUGUUCCAGUCAUUACUGGAAGCAAGGAUCUGCAGAAUGUAAAUAUCACUCUUCGUAUUCUCUUCAGACCAGUACCCGACUCUUUGCCUAAGAUAUAUACAAUCCUUGGUGCGGAUUAUGAUGAAAGAGUACUGCCAUCUAUUACCACAGAAGUAUUGAAAGCUGUUGUCGCACAAUUUGAUGCUGGUGAAUUAAUCACACAAAGAGAAAUCGUGUCUCAAAAGGUCAGUGACAGUUUAACAGACAGAGCUGGACAAUUUGGCCUUAUCCUGGAUGAUAUUUCCAUCACGCAUUUAACAUUUGGUAAAGAGUUUACCCAGGCGGUAGAACUGAAGCAAGUGGCACAACAGGAUGCGGAGAAGGCUCGUUUCCUGGUGGAAAAGGCUGAACAACAGAAGAAGGCGGCUAUUAUUAGUGCUGAGGGUGACGCGCAAGCCGCGAGUUUACUAGCGAAAUCGCUGGCCGAGGCGGGAGAUGGUCUGGUCGAGCUUAGAAGAAUCGAAGCAGCGGAAGAUAUUGCGUUCAAUAUGUCUAAGUCUCGUCAAGUAGCAUAUUUACCAUCAGGUCUAAAUGUGCUGCUCAAUUUACCGCAGUAAAAUAAAUACAUGUUGUGUUUACAUGAAUUGUGCAUUUACAUCGUGAAAGGUUUGAUGCUGUAAUAGAGUGUAAAAAGGAAAACAGUAUACAAUAUAUAAUUGCAUAUAUACAAUAUAUAAUUGCAUAUAUAAUUAUAUAUAUAUAACAGUAUAUAUCAUAAUGAGAAUUUCCCUGAAGGUGUUGCGUAGCAGGAAUAUAUAUUGUUUCAUAACA